Ochotona curzoniae (black-lipped pika) is the source of this 1135-nucleotide messenger RNA. It is a transcript of the gene LIMS2, whose product is annotated as LIM zinc finger domain containing 2. The record is from RefSeq and is a predicted model, not a curated record. Gene Ontology annotation, biological process: positive regulation of substrate adhesion-dependent cell spreading; cell-cell junction organization; cell-cell adhesion. The transcript has 10 exons. NCBI's taxonomy places the organism in Eukaryota, Metazoa, Chordata, Mammalia, Lagomorpha, Ochotonidae. Bases 79 to 1104 code for a protein of 341 amino acids. Gene Ontology annotation, cellular component: focal adhesion; cell-cell junction; cytoplasm.
UCGGCUCCCGGGACGCGCUGGCGGCUGCGGCGGAGGAGCGAGCCGGGAGGAGACCCCGGCCCAGCGUGCGCAGCCACCAUGACGGGAAGCAACAUGUCGGAUGCCCUGGCCAACGCCGUGUGCCAGCGCUGCCAAGCCCGCUUCGCCCCGGCUGAGCGCAUCGUCAACAGCAACGGGGAGCUGUUCCAUGAGCAUUGCUUCGUGUGUGCCCAGUGCUUCCGCCCGUUCCCGGAGGGGCUCUUCUAUGAGUUUGAAGGACGGAAGUACUGUGAACAUGACUUCCAGAUGCUGUUUGCCCCGUGCUGUGGCUCCUGUGGCGAGUUCAUCAUCGGCCGUGUCAUCAAGGCCAUGAACAGCAACUGGCACCCGGGCUGCUUCCGCUGUGAGCUGUGUGACGUGGAGCUGGCUGACCUGGGCUUCGUGAAGAACGCAGGCAGGCACCUGUGCCGCCCGUGCCACAACCGUGAGAAAGCCAAGGGCCUGGGCAAGUACAUCUGCCAGCGGUGCCACCUGGUCAUCGACGAGCAGCCCCUCAUGUUCAAGAAUGACGCAUACCACCCUGACCACUUCAGCUGCACCCACUGCGGGAAGGAGCUGACGGCUGAGGCCCGGGAGCUCAAGGGUGAACUGUACUGCCUACCAUGCCACGACAAGAUGGGCGUCCCCAUCUGUGGGGCCUGCCGCCGGCCCAUCGAGGGUCGCGUGGUCAACGCUCUGGGCAAGCAGUGGCACGUGGAGCAUUUUGUGUGCGCCAAGUGUGAGAAACCAUUCCUGGGGCACCGGCACUAUGAGAAGAAGGGCCUGGCCUACUGCGAGACCCACUACAACCAGCUCUUUGGGGACGUCUGCUACAACUGCAGCCACGUGAUCGAGGGAGACGUGGUGUCGGCCCUCAACAAGGCCUGGUGUGUGAACUGCUUCUGCUGCUCCACCUGCAACAGCAAGCUCACGCUCAAGAACAAGUUUGUGGAGUUUGACAUGAAGCCGGUGUGCAAGAGGUGCUAUGAGAAGUUCCCGUUGGAGCUGAAGAAGCGGCUCAAGAAGCUGUCAGAGCUAACCUCCCGCAAGGCGCAACCCAAGGCGGUGGAUCUCAACUCAGCCUGAAGGCUUGUGGAGCCUCUCACCAUGGCCCCCC